CGGCUCCCUAGUCUGUACGUACAUGCGUAGAUUGCAAUCUGGGCCUGCUGGCAUUUGAAGGUUGGCUGUAAUUCUGUAAAACGUGUGUUCAACCUGGUGGUACGGUACUCCGGUUGUGUUAGAGGAUUUCUUUCCCUUGCUGGCGCAUCUGUGUCGUGCUCCUUUAAUUAGCGUGAUUAUUACUUUUAUUGUACCCUAUAUAUGCAUAUACAGCAGCUGGAUGCAUGGCAUGCAUGCUCUAUGAGGCCACGACAGCAAUUACAGCCAGAUAUUACAGGAUGCAGACACGCCGGCAUUAUUGAUAAGGACUGGGACGGAUGCGUGUUGUUCAUAAUUUGCGAUUGAUGCGGCGUUAACUGCGGGAGAUAAGGGCCUCGACAGUCGCCACCCUUGGCCAUCUGAUCAAAGAACAGCUGCACGCGUGCACCGACCGUAUCAGCUAAUCUACACAUCGCACACUGCACCUUAUCACGGGCUUUCACUUGCUACUGGAUAUACGACGUACAAAUACAUAGUCCAGUUCCCUGCACAGCUGAACGCCAUUAAUUGUAGCGGCGGUGUAUACUCGCGAUCGUCUUUUCAUUACGACUAGUUGGCGAGCGCAAUUAGCAACGAUUGUUGUAGCUGCAAUUGCAUCCGGAUAAUUACUGUACAAGGAUGGCCGGCGUCAACUACACUCCUCGUCCGGACGGCGUGGACAUUGUGCGCAUCGCCGACAGCUUCGACGCGGCCUUGGAGAAGGACGCCGGCAUCGAGCUGACCAGCUACAUUGACGCCUUCAGCGAACUGGCCAGAUUCUUCGAUCUGAUGGGCGCCCUCUUCGCCACGAUGGCCAGCGACAUCCGGGAGCAGGUGAAAAUCCUGGAGCGCUACUUACAGUCCCCGGAAGCGGCGCACUACGCCACGGUGGCGUCCCUCGUGGCCCACGAGGCCGCCGAACCCGAGCGGCGACUGGAGCCGAAGCGGAAAGAGAAGGAGCCCGCCCAGUCGGCCAGCCGCACCGUGCUGCACCUCAACCGCACCCUGGAGUUCUUCAUGGGCUUCCUGGCCAAGGUGGAGACGGCCGGCGACGCGGAGAAGCUGCCGGCGCUGUGCACGCCGGUGUACAAGGCCACGCUGGGCACGCACCACUCCUGGCUGCUCUCCAAGGCGGCGGGGCUGGCCAUCGGCACGCUGCCCACCAAGGUGCAGCUGUGCGAGAAGGUCUCCAAGUACGACUACCCCCACACGCAGCAGGCCACCGCCCGCGUGGUCAAGAGCAUGGAGAAGGUCUUCCGCGCCACCGACGCCCUCUUCACGCAACACGAUCUCCACAAACUGCCUUUCUAAUAAUUUGCAACUGAUCAUUUGACCCUUUGACCUUUUUAUCUGUUAACCGCCAGUCGAACUGCUGAACGAGUACUUAGACUAUCGCCCUCCGCGAGAAAGCCGGCUUUGAUAUCAGUUAUCAGUUUCCUCAAUGCAACGAAGUACGUUUCUGUACGCGAUACGUAAUCUUGCCGGAUUAAAAUACAAAUUACUCCAAUAA
Molecule: messenger RNA, 1528 nt
Organism: Paramacrobiotus metropolitanus
Lineage: Eukaryota; Metazoa; Tardigrada; Eutardigrada; Parachela; Macrobiotidae
Product: ceramide-1-phosphate transfer protein-like
Exons: 3
Coding region: 658-1329 (223 amino acids)
Biological process (GO): intermembrane lipid transfer; ceramide transport
Cellular component (GO): cytosol; cytoplasm; membrane
Molecular function (GO): ceramide 1-phosphate binding; ceramide 1-phosphate transfer activity
Source: RefSeq, a predicted model, not a curated record